CCGGUGUUUACGCAGAAACAUUUCACCAGUUCAGCAUCGACAGCCGAAGUGUCUGGAUCACUCAUUUUAACUACAUUUUCUAGAAGGUUUUUCUGAAAGGAAUUGUUUCUCAGGCUAAUGCAAUGAUACUGCUACUGCUCUUCGGAGCUCAUCUGGUCUCUGCUGGAACACACUCUCUGAGAUACGUCUACACUGGUGUGUCUGGAGUCAAUGACUUCCCAGAGUUCACAGCGGUCGGUCAGGUAGAUGAAGGGCAGUUAGUGUAUUUUGACAGCAAGAUGAUGAAAGCUGUGCCAAAGACAGAGUGGAUGAGACAGAAUGAAGGAGCAGAUUACUGGGACAGAGAGACUCAGGGUUUGACUGGCGAACAUCAGAACUUCAAAAACAACAUCCAUAUCCUAAAGGAGCGCUUCAACCAGACGACAGGUGUGCACACUUACCAGGUGAUGUACGGCUGUGAGUUUGAUGAUCAGACUGGAGAAAUAAAUGGGUUCUUCCAGUAUGGUUAUGAUGGAGAGGACUUUCUGUUUCUGGAUCUGAAGGAGAUGAGAUGGAUUAUUCCAGUGCAGCAACGAAUCAUCACUGUAGAUAAAUGGAACAAUGACAGAGGUAGACUUGAGGCUUUUAGAAAUUACUUCAGCACCGUGUGCAUCGAGUGGUUGAAAAAGUAUCUGGAGUAUGGAAAGAGCAGCCUGAAGAAAACAGUCUCUCCUCAGGUGUCUGUGCUGAAGAAGUCUUCCUCGUCUCCAGUCAAGUGUCAUGCUACAGGUUUUUACCCCAAAGAUGUAACAAUCUCCUGGAUGAAGAAUGACCAGGAGCAUCAUGAGGAUGUGGAGGUUGGUGAACUUCUUCCCAAUGAGGACGGGACCUUUCAGAAGACCAGCACCCUCACAGUUACUCCUGAAGAGCUGAAGAAGAAUGAGUUCAUCUGUGUGGUGGAGCAUCAGGGAAAAACCUUCAGAGAGAUCCUGAAAGACGAUUCUCUUCCCAUCAUCAUCAUUGUUGGUGUUGUUCUGGCUCUGAUUCUGUCGGCUGUCAUCGGUGUCGUUGUGUUUAAGGUGUAUCAGAAAAAGAAAGGCUUCAGACCUGUCAAUGCCUCUGAUGAUGGUUCAAACAGCUCGGCUCGUACAGAUCCACAAGCAUAAAGAUGGGACUAGAAGUGUUGGAGAGAUGAACUCGAAAAAAAAGAAGCUCAUCCUGCUGUCCAUCUUGCUUUCAGCACUGAACACAAACACUCAUAUCCAGGGGCGUAGAUUACGCGGGGGACACGGGGGACAUGCCCCCCCCCCCCACUUUUAAUAUCAUGGAAAUUCGUCUCCCUGCACUUUUUCAGCCAAAUGUGUUCGCAUAGAUGUUUUCAAGAGCUGGUGUGAAUAAAUAUAGAUUUAAACUCAAAGAGACAGGAUAGUCUGCUCAUGAUCUGAUAUUUUAUUCGGACCCAGAAUCGCUAAACUCUUAUGAAGUGUGUGUUUCAUUCAUCCUCGAAGCCGGAGCGCGCUCUCGCGCAGAAAGUCUCAGGAAACUCCUAAUAUGGGCAACAGCGUCCAGCUAUCACUGUAUGAAAUGUAACAGAAAUGAGUCGAACCAGACAAAUUAAAGAGUCUAUCAAAGCUGUUUGGAACACGAGCUGAAUUCCUCAGGAAGUCAUAAAUCAGUUUUAGUGCCACAAGAACCAAGGAAGAUAACCAACCAACUUGUGCACACAACAGCUUUCAACAUUAACACCACUAGAACAAUUAUUGACAAUUUUAAUUUGCAGAAGAGAUUGUCAAAUGUGUUGUUCGUAAUUGAAAUGCAACGCUGGACAUCACAUGGAAACCCAUGAGUUAAACACUUCCAUUGACUUCCCCCCACCCAGCAGAACCAGACUGAAAUUCCUAAGGGGGGGAAGGGCUUUAAACCUCUGUCUUCACAGAAAAGUCUUUGUCAGAGAAUGGCAAAGAAACUUCUUUUGUACAUAUAUAUGGACCAGAAUGAACUCAAAAAGACUUAUAAAUGAAUCAGUCCAUCGCUUCACUCCAUAUUCAUUUAUGUGUAACCCACACAUUUGACUAUCAUGUUAUAAUCACUUAUUGUGUCUGUUUUUUUUUUAUAACUAUGGCAUAGCUUAACGAUUCAUAAUUGUGUUUGAUAUGUGUGUGAUUGAAUUUUCUUGCUUGAUAUUGUCCUGACAAUCAUUUAUUUGUAAAAUAUAUCAUAAUCUGGUAAUAGGAAUCAUGUCCAAAAUUAGACCCUGCAAGGCAGGAAAAUUCGCACCACAUGCUUGGUAAGAUAAACAAAUGAUUUAUGAUACCCCCCGAUCCAAGACAAUAUCUGAUUGGUCAAGACAACAUUUGAGGUGUGGCCAAAAGGCCAGUUUAAAAACAUAGGACACCAUGAAAUCUUGCUUUUAGUCUGCUUUUAGUCUCUAGCUGUGUUUCUGCUAUUAGCCAUGUUUGUUGUCAUCACUAUUCUUUGAGCGCGGUUGCAGUGUGCUUCGGCCUGCACGCCUGCUGCCACGAUGAGAAGGAACACAACCUUGUCUCGUCAAACUUUAUUUCUUUUCUUUUCCGUUUGAGAGUUUCGUGUUCUGAGUUAAGUUUUGUAACGUCGAGUCUCCGACGCCUGACCUCGGGUGCCCGUUCAACUUCAACCAGCCACACAACUCUGCACCUUCAGCCAACGCUCAACAACCACGGGCUUCCCAAGACGUCACUUCAGCGACUGAACUUCCAGCCAAUCAGCGACACCGGGAUACCCCUUUCAACGGGAGUCCCUUUCACAGGAAACGCAAGUGACUUUACCUCCAGACUCUGACAUUUGUGCUGGUGUAUCUAAUAUAAUUUUAACCUCACUGAGGAACUCAAUGCAAGGGCUAAUUACGUGAUUGAUGGUUGUUCAUGUCUAUGCAAUUUAACGUAUUGCUGUAAACUUGGGAUUCCAUAUUUCCAUUCUCUUAAACUCAUCUUUCCCUAACUUUCGAUCUUCCUGCAACUUGUGUGAAUGUGUGAGUGCGUGUGUUUAUGUGUUAGAUUAGUUUAUAUGUCUUAGAUUUAUCUAAUAAAGCCUUAUUCAUAUUGAAAAGAGAAGUAUCUUGUGUUUUGUGCUUACAAGUUAAUGUCUUAAACAGGGCGUCUCAGUGAUCAGCCGUGAAACAGUGAUUCUGUUCAAAUUCCCUUUAAAAUCUUAAAUGAUUCCCUUUGAGCUAAAUUGACCUGUUUCCGUUACAGAAAACAGUUAUUUUGACAGAAGAACUGAAACUUUUGGAAACAUGAAGAAAUUAAUAUACGAUUGCGACAAUAUAUGGUUUUUCAAGUCAUCUCCAGCAGGUGAUAAAUACAGUGUAUCAACAAAACAGUGCUAAUUGACAGAUUUAUUACGGUAUAGAAACUAUUCUGCCUUAUUAUGUGAUAAAUAAGUGUUUGUAGUAUAUAACAAAAAUCAUUAUUAUUUGUUAUUGUCAAGCAGUUAUAGAUUUCUAAGCUAAUUAAAAGCUAGAAAUUAGAGAAUAAUUAAAGUUGCCUAUAGUAUCCACUACCAGUACUUUUAAUUACUUUAAAUAGACUUUAAAAUGGUCUAGAUUGUAUGAAUUGUGCAAUUGGGCUAUUUCAUCAAUUAAAUCAAACAAGCAAUAGUUAGGCUUCAUAUUUUAUUCCUUGUUUGGGAUUUUGGGGCUUUUUUUCUGUUUAUGUCCUUUUUGUUGUUUUAAAUAAUUUAGAUAAGAAGUUGAUACAGUGAUAACUGAUUCUUGUUAAACAAUUGUCAAUGAAUCUGAACAGUACAGUAAAAUAUGGACAAUUUUCUUUGAGGUUUCUGUGCUGAAGUAAGGCACAUAUGUUUAUUUGUAUAUUGGUUACCUUGCAAAUGUUGUAAUGUUGUUUUGAUUCCUUAAAAAUAAAUAAACCUCAUAAAAAAAGA
Messenger RNA from Carassius gibelio (silver crucian carp), 3897 nucleotides. Its product is annotated as BOLA class I histocompatibility antigen, alpha chain BL3-7-like. The record is from RefSeq and is a predicted model, not a curated record. Bases 123 to 1145 code for a protein of 340 amino acids. NCBI's taxonomy places the organism in Eukaryota, Metazoa, Chordata, Actinopteri, Cypriniformes, Cyprinidae. The transcript has 8 exons. Gene Ontology annotation, cellular component: external side of plasma membrane. Gene Ontology annotation, biological process: immune response.